Polyodon spathula (Mississippi paddlefish) is the source of this 5149-nucleotide messenger RNA. RefSeq names its product AP-4 complex accessory subunit Tepsin-like. The record is from RefSeq and is a predicted model, not a curated record. NCBI's taxonomy places the organism in Eukaryota, Metazoa, Chordata, Actinopteri, Acipenseriformes, Polyodontidae. Gene Ontology annotation, cellular component: trans-Golgi network membrane.
UGGGUUUCUCUGUGUAUAUGUUAAUGUGGGCUGAUCCAUUUCAGCAGGAGUAAGGGUCCAGAGGAGAGCAUCCCAAGAUUGGUAUGACAUGCUCUACUCUGGUAAUAAUAAUGAUGGUAAGAAACAGAACCGGUCCUCUGAACCGAGUUGCCUGGGAGACUGAGCAGGUGUAGGAACUGGUUUGUUUAAACGGAUGAAGGUGCUGUUCUGCUCCCUAACGAUGUGGCACUGCAGGGGUGUCCCAUGAGUCAGUGGGGGGCUGUCAGUGUCUACUGCAGGAUCUCCUGGAAAGGCUGCACAGCUAGUCCGGCCGUGUUAAACUGAAGGAUAGCACUGUGGCGCUUACACUAUCUCAUGCAUUCUCUCACUAGUGUCACCUGUACUGAAUACAUUGAGAAAGAUUUGUCACAUAAUUUGUACUACAUUUCUUUAAGUAAAACUAGAUAAUAUACACUGAGAAUAACCAGAAGAGUAUUUUUGCCACUGUAUAUAUAUUUAAAUAGCAAUGCUGCUGUAACAAUGACCUCUCCACAUCUCCCUGCUGCUCAGGUGCUGAAGAUUCUUCAACACCUCUGCACUCCUGGCUCACAUCACUUCUUGUCUGAGCUCUGCAGAAACGCCACCUUAGUCCAGGAAGUGACUGUGUUCAGUGGCCCUCCGGGCCCAGUCCAUGGAAUCACAUUGCACCAGAGAGUGCGGGCUGCAGCCCAGGAGCUGGCCAGUGUGCUGUUCUCUGACUCAGUGCUGCCCCCUCCUGCUCUCUCUCCCUGCAAAGCCUCUCCACCCACAGGAAUGGGCUCGUGGAUGGGGCUGAACUCUGGAAUGCAAGGUUUUGGAUACAGUCCCGGGAGAAACGUCUCCACAGAGGGCACUGUUUUGGACAGGAUCCACAAAACUGCGAAUGUGGUGGCCAAUGUCAUCCUUCCUCCCUCGGAGCUCGCCAGCUCCUGCCUCCAUGACAACUACCAGCCUGUGAUGGCGCCCUCUGCUGCUGUGGAGGCCUCGGUGCAUCUGUCAGGCACCCCCUUGCCCUCCCACAGCAUGAAAGUGGCUUACUUGCUCCCUCCCCCUCCUUCUCAGAGGUGUCCUGCCCUGGCAGGGGGAGGCUGGGAGGAGAGCGACAGCGGACACAGCUCCCAGAACUCCUCUCUGGAGAAUGGGGAUCUCAGCAGAGCGUCUGUGGGUGGAAGCUGCAAGUCAGGGACUGACAGCCAAUCAGGAGCCAGCAGAGAGAGUGUGGCUCUCUCUGAAAGGGUGGAAGCUAUGCAGUUGGGGGACUGUGCCCAGGAAAUGAUGCUGAUCAACACCCUGUCUCAGGGCUCAAAGGUUUUCCUGUCCAGAGACGAAACACAGCACUUCAUCAAGGAGUGUGCAAUACUGAACUGUGAGGCGGUGGUGGAGCUGCUGAGCAGGAAACUUCAGGACUCUCCAGACACCGUCUCAAUGAGGUGUCUGUGUGCCCUGGCCUGCCUGAUGUCAUCAGACCUGCUCUCUCUUGACUGGAUUUUUGCAGUCACCCAGAAGCCCUUGCUGCAGCUGAGCGAGGGUUCUGCAGGACCUGUGGCUAACAAAGCGACAAAGCUCCUGAGGCAGUUUGAGGCGCUGAUAGCAGGUGGGAGACUGAACAGCAGCACCUCCUCCUCUUUUCUCCCAGCGAUGCGUCCCCAGCUCCUAGACGGGGCUCCCGACGUGCCCUCUUGCUCCUCUCUCAUACAUCCUCUGUUUCAAAUUCAGGGUCAAAAACAGACCGCCAGAUCUCACAAACUUGGUCAGCACCACACGGUUCCAGCAUGGAAACAGACACAUGUUGCGACUCCUGCUACCUGGAGCGAUUCGAAGACACUUGUUUGACGGACAGCAGGGACCCUUCAGAAGCUGAUUCUGAUUUAAGUUCUGGCUCAGUUGAGCCACCCCCUGAACCUGUUGCUGGUAAUCUCUGUCUGUUUAGUGGGAUGGAGCUCUUUACUAGAGGAAAGCCAGUGACUGCCAGUUCCAAUGGAGGGAUGAUCACACAGCCUUUAAACUGCACCACAAUACAAGAUAACAAAACUGCAGGUGCUGCGGCUUCUACAGACUGUACCACAGACAGUGCCUCUGGGUCUCCACAGCCUGAUACUGAACACAAGCACCUGUCUGCCUUCACCUUCCUCAACGUUUAAAAGGCCAAGUCUGAUGUCUGCCAACAAAGUCAAACAACCAAAAAAAACCUGCUUAAUUAAAGCACUUAUUGCUUAUUUUUUGAUACUUUUGUAUAAUUAAAACAUUGUUUUUUAAUGUUUUAAUUUAAAUUAAGUACAGCUGGAGGCUGCCUAUACUGAAUUGAAAUGUUCUGUAUUUAAAUCCUAGUCCCUAUUCAUAUUUAAGUGAAGGAUGAAACAGAUCGCUGUGCUAGGGCAUAGCGGAGUCCAGUAUUCAGAACAGUAUCUUCUGUUCUCCCAAAAUUGACAUUCUGAAUACCCAGUCUACAAAGUGGAAUUUAAUUCCCGUGUGGGAUAAUGUACUAAAACUGAAUCCUGUAGUCAAAUCAUAUUACUGUUACUGACAUAAUGUAAGUAAAGCAAAUCCCUGUAAAAACCUACACAAUGCAUUUACUUGGGUAAAAGCUGUAUCCCGUCUCGUCAGGUAACAAGACCAUUCAAGUGCAGGUUUUACAUCCCCUUUCCUGUGUAACACAAGCUGGCUGGCAAGAACUGUAAUUCCACAUCGAAAAUAAAAUAACACCCUGUGAUUAAUGCAAGAGUAACUUAACAAGAUGACUGCUAAUCUUUGACUACUUUACCCAAUUAACAGCAGUGCUAAUGGGGGCUGUGAUACCAGACAUUAAACAUCUGGUUCUCUGGUCUGGAUUAGCAACAGUCUUGUAUUGCCUUGCUAAAGGCAACGUGAUAGUCCAAAAAUAAUGCUAAUUGGAGUCUGAAACCAGAGUGUAUUAUACUGAAAAAGAAAUAGAAAUAGGUCUACACCUGAUUAGUUUACUGGUUGAGUCAAGUUAUUUUUCCUAGACCUGUGUACAGGUCUGCAGGACUAGCACAGCCUUUCUGUGUUGGUCACAGACUCCAAGUAAGUACAGCAUCCUUAUACAUAGAAUUGCAAUUAAGUAAAUCCAAGUGUGUGGUUUAAUAGGUACUCAAUUUGCUACGAUAGAGUGGCAUUUAGAUAGUCAUUUUUAAAGAGGCAGUGAUGAAUAAAUGUAAAUUGAAUUUGAACCCAACAGAAAACAAACAUCACAUCCAAAUGUGAAAGAGAACAGCGCAGGGGUUCUCGUGCAUUUAGCAUAACUGAACAGAAUGAACCUUGAGAGUCAAAAGUUUAUAAACCAUCAGCUUUACUUCAAAUCUUCAAGAGGUGGAUUAAAAAACAAACAAACAAUUUCAAACUCCAAUGUAUGCUUAAAUCUAAUGUACAAUUCUAAAUUUAAAUCCAACUUCCGCAUGGUCUUGUAACUAAAGAAGACCCACAUUACUGUGUAGGACUGCAGACAAUACAGUUCAAAAAGUCCAAGUUCUAAUGCAUAAUGAAAAUGGAAGCCGGUGGAACAGGGAGGUAACGCUGUGGUGGGGCCGAGUGCCUCAGUGGUUCGCUAAUAAGCCAAGAACUCAUCUUCACUAAGCUAACGAUUCAGUUCCAACUCUGACCGUGGCAACCUACAGUCUUUAGGCUGGAUCAAAGCAACAUGAUUUUUUAGGGGACUGGGGUACAAAAAAAGUGCACAGUGCUGUCCAGCCUAAGAAGUAGGGCCCAUAGCACACAAUCACCAUCCCUGAAAAUGAGCUCUUGAGAAAGUGCCUGUAGCUGAACUUGACCACACAGUCACACAAUUCUGCAAUGGCUUUCUGGGUAGAAUUCCACUCCCAGUGCAAUUGCAAACAACUGGAAUUCAGCGAGUAAGUCCUAAGCAUUUGUCCCUGGAUUGUUUUUUUUUUUACACUAAGAGAAUAAACAAGUGAACUUAGUCUUCAACACAACCUCUAAAUCUUUCUAUAAUAAUUUGUAGCAAUAACUUCAAAAAGACCUGAGCCUUGGAAAAAGACUCCAACAAGCAGGCUUGUGUAGAGAACUCUCGGGAAUCAACUGAAUGUAUUGACCCCAAGAUUCUCCCCCCCUCCUCCCUCUCUUUUUGGGUUGCCGUGGAAACCAGGUUAAAGAUCAUCUGACUCACAAAGACUGGUCUCUGGUUCAAAAAUAAUAAAGGUUGACCAAAUAGCUACAGAAACAUUUUAACCCUGUGUUGCUCGGUGCAUCCAAAACAACUACUGAUUUAAUCUGAGCAAACAGAAGUUCUACUGGGAGAAACUAAAUGCAACUGUAACAAUGAACCUUUAUAGAAUGCAUAAAAAAUAUUUUGGGCAGGGUUAAAAUGAUGGUCUAAACAGUGUAUACAUUCUCGUGAGCAGUAUACUUUUCUUAUUUUAGCGCUCUAGACCAGCAAACCAUCUUUAGCAGUUACUACUACUGCUAUGGGCUAUAAUUAGUGGGAAGCUGAUUUAGGUGCGAAUCUGAUCUGUUAUAUGUGUCAGGUUGGAGCAGGUUGCCAGCCUCCUUACUGUAGCUUGCAUUAUAUUUCCAGCAUUCAUUGAAGUGCUUUUCUGGAAUCCCACACUUAUCUAAAUCAAUCAAACUUACACACCCCCCCCCCCCCCCCCCCCCCCCCCCAAAUGAGAACCUGUCAAUCACUGCCACUGCCAAGUGCAAUGAAAAAUCCCAGUUGAGUAGCACCUUGCAUUUAAGCACAGUCUGGAGCAAAAAAAAAAAAAAAAAAAAAAACUGGGGCAUGUUGUAAUGAUCAGAACAGAAACAGACCUAAACAUUACAGUUUGCAAACCUACUCCAACACACACCCCUUUCCCUUACAUUUUUAGUUUAUACAAUGCUGGUAAUGAAGAUAAGUAAAUUACCUUCUUUGGGAAUACGAGGCUGUAUUUAGUAUGUUGGUUUAGAUCCGUCAUUACACCCCACUGUCACUUCAAAGUAGAACAGAAAGGUAGUGAUCAACAUUUGUGUCAUCAAAAAGAAUACUGUCCUGCUUUUAUUGUAAUUUGGAAAUAAAAUCUGUAACAGCCAGCAAGGUGUGGCAGCAGCCAGCCACUGAACAAGAAACACGCUGAGAAUCAAAAGAUACAGCAAAGCUUUCCCCCCCCAUCACAAACAA